Molecule: messenger RNA, 1086 nt
Organism: Miscanthus lutarioriparius
Lineage: Eukaryota; Viridiplantae; Streptophyta; Magnoliopsida; Poales; Poaceae
Source: the annotation of a GenBank genome assembly
AUGGCGACCAUCAAUCCCUUCAAACUCCUUGGCACCGACGACAACGACGACCCCACGCAGCUGUUGGCCGCCGCCGCGGCAGCGAAGCAGAAGGCCGAGGAGAAGAAGCAAGCGGCGGACGCGCAGCCAGCCCUCGCCAAGUUUCCGACCAAGCCUGCUCCCCCCGCCCAGGCCGUGAAGGAGUCCCGCAGUGGUGGUGCUCCCUCCCAUGGAGGUUACAGGCGCGGCGAACGUGGUCGUGGGACAGGAGGGCGAGGAUAUGAUCAGAACCGUGACUAUGGCAGCGAAGAUGCUAAUGGGUUUCAGGGAGGAUAUGGUGCUCGAGGAGGUGCCAGAGCUGGAGGCGAAGAAGGCGCCCAGGAUAGAGAGAGGGGCCCUCGUCCACCCUACGGUGGCGGUGGCGGAGGUCGGCGGGGUGGAUACCGUGAUGGUGAAUUUGGUGAUGAUUCUGAGAGGCCACCUCGGAGGCCCUAUGAACGCCAUAGCGGUACUGGCCGUGGGUUUGAAAUGAAGCGCGAGGGUUCAGGCCAUGGGAACUGGGGAACUACCACUGAUGAAAUUAUCGCCCGGGAAACUGAGGAAGGCCUGAAGCUGGAUGAGAAGGCCCCUGUUCCUGAGAAGCAGGGUGCACCGGAGGAUACUCCACAGGCGGAGGAGAACAAGGAGAACAAGGAUGCCACAGCUAAUGAGGAAGAAGAGAAGGAAGAGGAUAAGGAGAUGACUCUUGAGGAAUUUGAGAAAAUAAGGGAGGAAAAGCGGAAGGCACUUCUUGCCCUUAAGACUGAAGAGAGGAAGCCACUUGCAUACAAGAAAGGAAAUGAUGAAAUUUUCGUAAAGCUGGGUUCUGAUAAGGAUGCUCUGAAGAAAGAAAAUGCUGAACGUGAUGAACGCGCAAAGAAGUCGGUGAGCAUCAAUGAGUUUUUGAAGCGUGCUGAAGGAGAAAGGUACUAUGGCGGGCGUGGGCGUGGCAGGGGCCGUGAAGACCGUGGAGGGUUCAGAGGGGGAUAUGUUGGGGGUUAUCGCGCUCCACCAGCUGCUCCUGCAAUUCAAGACCAAUCUCAGUUUCCUUCCCUUGGUGGGAAGUGA